UAAAUUUAAAAAAUAAACAUUACCUUGGAAAAAUUUACUCCGCAAAGUGGCGUGUUGUCCAUUAUUUUCAAGGUAAUGUCAGUUUAUCCCUUACUUAUAUAUGGGUUAUACAUGUGCGUAUUAUAUUAUAUAUGGGUUGUACAUGUAUGGUUUAUAUUAUAUAUGGGUUAUGCAUGUAUGGGUCGUAUUAUAUAUGGGUUAUACAUUUAAAAAUAUAUAUAUUUACCAAGAAUGUUCAAUACCAGUCCUAAUAACAGGAUAGAAAACUAAUGCCAAGGUCUGGUGAACACACUUCAAGUCAGUCAUCACCCUGUUUUGUAUUGAUACGGUUCUUGUGUUACAAUUUGUACAGAUGAGGAGUUUGAUGUACAGUGUAGGCUUGAGGUACAGUACAAAGCUUGUGUUGCAGGUUUGUGUUGUUCUUUUUCUGCCAUCUGUUUUAUAGACACAGCAGUAGCAUUGGAUGUUCUAUCUAACAAUACAACCUUGCCAUUAGUCUUGUUCCCACGUUUCAUGCAUCACACAGUAUUCUUCAGUGUGUUAAAGGUCAUUGACCUCAUGCUAUGACAUGCUUCUACGUGGGUAGUAGUAUCCUGUCUGAUGAUGAGGCAGUGGACAUGUUUUUCUUGAAACAGCUGAAAGGAAUUCACUGUUGCUGAUUUGAAAGUGUUAGAGCACAUCAAGAAAAAUAAUCAUGGGGCUUGGAUAAACAUGUCUGUCUCUUCAUUUCUUGGAAUAGAUUAAACUGAAUCUGUGAACAAUGUUGUGUCAGUCUAUGAAAUGUGUUUCACUAUGAGCAACCAGCUGUGUUUGCGUAACAGUUUUAAUAGAUGUGGUGUCUGGAAAUAUAAUGCAAAAAGGGUUAGUCACAGUCAGCCCUGAGUACGUUGAGAUGAAUACUGUAGAGAGGAACCGUAUCACUUCCUGUCCAAUACACUCUCCUAUUGGAUGAGAGCAGUUGUGGGUGGAAGCAGGAGAAUGUAUGUUAGCUCUUUGUGAGUGCAGCUGAGUUAACGAAAAACCUGAGACGGGGAGUGAAGAAUAAACAUUAUCUGGACCAGGCUUUUUGUUCAAGGAAAGAGGAAGUGUGUUUUGUUAGCGUACCUCAGAACAGUAGAAGAAAACCAUGGCAAAGAGAGAGAAAGCCAAGUCCACCACAGGCAAAGCAGAGGGCCCCUAUCGUUGUGUAGAGAACUUUGACAACCUGGCCCGGGAGGACUUUGAGGGAAAGGACUCUCUAGACAAGCUGUUUGAGCAUGCAGUGCAGCGCUUCGGCAAGGCAGACUGCCUGGGCACCAGGGAGGUCCUAAAUGAGGAGAACGAGACGCAACCCAGCGGCAAGAUCUUUAAGAAGCUGAUCCUGGGGGAGUACAGGUGGCUGUCCUAUGACGAGGUGGACCAGAUCAUCAGUCAUCUAGGUAGUGGACUGGCAGCACUGGGCCAGCAGCCCAAGAGUACCAUCGCCAUCUUCUGUGAGACACGGGCAGAGUGGAUGAUCACUGCACAGGCCUGCUUCAGACGCAACUUUCCAUUGGUCACUCUGUAUGCCACCCUGGGGGAGGAGGCAGUGGCCUAUGGCCUGAAUGAGUGUGGGGCCACUCACCUGAUCACCAGCACAGAGCUACUGGAGACUAAACUCAAGAGUAUUUUGCCAGAAAUGCAUAAUCUGAAGCACGUUAUCUAUGUGGACAACAAGAGCAUCAGAAGGACGGGUUACCCAGAGGGCAUUCAGAUCCACAGCAUGCAGGCAGUACAAGAGCUGGGAGCCAAACCUGACAACUUGAGUAUAGCUGUGCAGCGGCCCCAGCCCACAGACCUGGCUGUGGUCAUGUACACCAGCGGCUCCACAGGACAACCCAAAGGAGUCAUGAUCAUCCACAGCAAUCUUAUUGCUGGCAUGACGGGCCAGUGUGAGAGGAUCCCAGGCCUGGGGCCGAAGGAUACCUACAUUGGCUACCUGCCUCUAGCUCAUGUGCUGGAGAUGACUGCUGAGAUCUCAUGUAUGACGUAUGGCUGCAGGAUUGGCUACUCUUCCCCACAAACACUCUCUGACCAGUCAACAAAAAUCAAGAAAGGCAGUAAGGGAGACUGCUCUGUGUUGAGGCCUACUCUGAUGGCAGCUGUACCGGAAAUAAUGGACCGCAUCUACAAGAAUGUGAUGAACAAGGUGCAGGAGAUGAGCUAUGUGCAGAGGACACUGUUUAAACUGGGCUACAACUACAAACUGGAACAGAUCAAAAUGGGCUACGAUGCCCCUCUCUGCAACUUGCUGCUGUUUAAGAAGGUGAAGGCUCAGCUGGGAGGGAACAUCAGGAUGAUGCUGUCAGGAGGGGCGCCCUUGUCCUCCGCCACCCAGCGCUUCAUGAACAUCUGCUUCUGCUGCCCUGUGGGACAGGGUUACGGCCUCACAGAGACCUGCGGAGCAGGUACCAUCACAGAGGUGGCAGACUACAGCACUGGGAGAGUAGGAGCCCCCCUCAUCUGCUGUGAGGUCAAACUACGAGACUGGGUUGAGGGCGGCUACACCAGCCAGGACCAGCCCCACCCCCGUGGAGAGAUCAUGAUUGGUGGGCCCAAUGUUACCAUGGGUUACUAUAAGAGUGAGCACCUGAACAAUGACUUCUGGGUAGAUGAGCAGGGCCAGAGGUGGUUCUGUACUGGGGACGUGGGGGAGAUCCACCCUGAUGGCUGUCUGCAGAUAGUGGACCGUAAGAAGGACCUGGUCAAACUGCAGGCUGGAGAAUACGUGUCCUUGGGGAAAGUGGAGUCUGCUCUGAAAAACUGCCCCCUUAUUGAAAACAUUUGUGCAUAUGCAAACAGUGACCAGAACUAUGUGAUAAGCUUUGUGGUACCGAACCAGAAGCAGCUGACAAUUCUGGCCAAUAAGAACGGCAUCAGUGUCGCCUGGGAGGAGAUCUGUAACCACCCGGCCAUGGAGAAAGAGGUCUUGAAGGCCAUCAAAGAGGUGGCUACCUCAAUCAAACUGCAGCGUUUUGAGAUCCCAGUGAAAGUGCGUCUGAGCCCAGAGCCCUGGACCCCUGAGACUGGCCUGGUGACAGACGCAUUCAAACUGAAAAGGAAGGAGCUGAAGAACCACUUCCAGACUGAUAUCGAGAGAAUGUACGGAGGGAAGUAAAGCCACUAUCUGAUCUAACCUAAGAACGGUUUCCUGACCACUUUCACCAGUGAAAUGAGUGGGUGCGUGUCUGAAUGUGUGUGUAUGCUUGCGUGCGUGUGCAUAUGCUUCAACGCACGUGUGAAACUCAUUCCACGGCAGGCUGAGUGUCUGCGGGAUUUCACUCGUCCCUUGUACUUGAUUGAUGAAAUAAGGUCACUAAUUAGUAAGGAACUCACCUCACCUGGUUGUCUGUCUUAAUUGAAUGGAAAAAUCAAAAACCUGCAGACACUUUGCCCUCUAUGGAAUGAGUUUGACACCCUGCUUCAAAGCAUUAUGUCUGUGAACUGUAGAAUUGUCUUUCCACGUCGUCUCUUUUGUCACAUUAUGAAUGUUAGUCCAUAAAGUUCAGCACAGAGGGAUCAGCUGGUUAGUUACAGCUAUUUGUGUUGGAGAUCGCACAGCGUUGUGUAAAACGCCAUUCGAAUGCAAGUCUUGUAUUUGCAUAUUGUAAUUUGCCUUUGGGAUUUAUUAUGACAUGUCCGUAAAUACUACUAUUUUUGUGUCUAAUUGAGGUAGGAGUCAUAAUGUCCUUUUCUCAAUGAGAUUUGCUCAACUCCUGAGUCCUCUCUUCUCUGUCCCAUCUGGCCUCCUUUUGAAAAAGGUCAACAUAAUUGAUAAAAACAUUUUUGCUGCCCCCUCGUGAGCAAGCACCCACAGUGCUGCUGUAUAAAUUGUUUGCUUGUUCUGUACAUAGGAUCACAUUACUGCCGAGACCCCACAAUCCUUUAGGCUAUUGCACAUAGAUCAAACCUGAGUGUAACUUCGGCCAUUUCUGUCACCUGUGCUUGUGUCAUUUAUGUUUUCAUGUUUUGAACCUGCUCAUGACAUUGUUAUAGUGACACAACCCAACCCAAGUAUGUCACGUUAUGUUUUAGAUUUUUCAGAUAGUAGGUAAUUGGUAUGGUUAAUGUCAUACUUGCUAUGUUACAGCAUGGAUUAUCAAUUUUAUUUGAGCAAAAAUGAAGAUAGUCCUUUAGCCUUCUUUUUUCAUGCUGAUCUCUUCCUACAACUCUGUUGUAUACUGUACAAUAUUUAUAGACGUAGAUAAUGUUUCAAGUCAUCUUUAUAAUGUACUGUAAUAGUUCUACAUUUCUGACCUAUGGAUAUGCCAACUUAAUAGCCUGUAUGCUCUUAAGUAAUUUGACAUACAAAGUUUAUCCAGAUAUGAAAUACUCAAUAUAAUUCAAUGCAAUAUUUUCAUUAUAUGAUGUUGAAAAUCCAAUUGACUUGCAUGUGUAAAAAAAACGUUUUAUUUAAAAUAUUUUGUAUGUAUAUUUAAGGUCAAGUUAAACGUUGAACCAUUUUACAUUUUUUUGGAUGAAUUUGUACUAUUGAACUGUUUAAAGGUCACAAUUGUGCUUCUUGAAACUUUGUGUGGAACCUUAAUGAAAAUGCUGUGUAUCAGCAAGUUUGCUUUAUCAUUCAGAAGCUGUUUAACGUGGCAUAUAUUUUGCAGUAGAAGAGAAUUGAUGGGGUCGUGACAAGUGAAAUGUGCAAAUCAAUGCCAAAAAUAACAUUCCAGGAUGCAUUGCAUUCAUAACAUAUAAUACAAUUUAACGAUUUUGCAAAUAUCCUCAAUGGCCAACACAGCGGGGUGAAACAUACACUGUUCAAAUUAGCCAUGAUACCACUCUAAUCCAUUGAGUCCUAUCACGGCUAUGUUCCAAUAGGAGUGAGAAAGGUCAAAACAUUUUUUUUGUCAAGGUUUUAUUAUUUUUAUACUCAGGGUUACAUCCACCAAGAAUGCGACUGCGGUAGUAUUUAUUUUGAGACCAACCUUUAAUCUUAUUAUGUUAAUUGUGAAGCACUUAGGUUGUGUUUACAAUGGCAGCCCAAUUCUGAUAUUUUUUCCACAAAUUGGUCUUUUGACCAAUCACAUCAGAUCUUUUCACAUCAGAGAUUUUUCAGAGCUGAUCAGAUUAAUCAAAAUACCAAUUAGUUAAAACAAGUUCAGAAUUGGGCUGCCUGUGGAAAUGCAGCCUUAUUCUCUCUCCAUUUAUAUUGAUGUGAUGUUUUGUUAAUUUGUAUUAUUUAUUCAAAUCUGUUAAUAUGUGUAUGAAACAAUGUGUGAUAGGGAUGGGCAGUGUGUACCUUCUGGUUAUGUCAUUUGAAAGUACAUAUUCUUUUUAUAUGAACAUUAAAGCUUUCUGCCCACUGUAAAA
Molecule: messenger RNA, 5340 nt
Organism: Salmo salar (Atlantic salmon)
Lineage: Eukaryota; Metazoa; Chordata; Actinopteri; Salmoniformes; Salmonidae
Gene: acsl4
Product: Long-chain-fatty-acid--CoA ligase 4
Biological process (GO): long-chain fatty acid metabolic process; long-chain fatty-acyl-CoA metabolic process; neuron differentiation
Cellular component (GO): endoplasmic reticulum; lipid droplet; plasma membrane
Molecular function (GO): arachidonate-CoA ligase activity
Source: RefSeq, a predicted model, not a curated record